ACACACACAUUCCAUGGAUCAUAUACACCAUCUUCCCAGUUUCAAUAAAUUAAAUUAAAUUAAAUGAAAGGAAAAAUGCCUUCAAUUAAUUAAAGUUAGGACAGUAGUGUGACACGAGGUACGAGGUGAGAGAGAGUUGUGAGACACGUGUCGGCUUACCCGUCCAAGUGGUCAACAUCCCAAAAUCUUCCCAUCCCAUGCAUUAAACGUACUUCCUCUCGUCACGCCCACGCGCCACGUGUCCUCUCUCCCUAUCGCUACAGCCUACACUCUGUCCCUCUCCCUACCAAAUCCACGCGCCACGUGUCCUCUCAACCAAUGGCAGCCGCACACGUACGCCCCCGCCGGAUCCUUAACACGUGGCGCCGAUCCGCCGCUCCGUCGUAUUUAUUGCUGGACGGUUCAGAUUCCGCUUCUAAACUCACUACUGCAUUUUUUUCAAUCUCAUGCAGCGCUUUUCGUGUUCCGUGCCGGUUUUUGCUCCCCAUCGGAGAUGAUUUUUGGGAGUUUGAGGCAGAGAUCUCCGGCGCCGGAGGAGAGUUGCCGACGGCUUAAGUCGCUGUCGGAUUCCAAGGUUGAGGAUGGAGAUUUGGGGGAUAAUGAAGCCAGGAGGACGAGAAGCUUUCGCCGGAAAAGGAUGGAGCUCCGGCGAUUUAGCAGGUCGCUCUCCGCCAGUAAAUCGGAAGAAGAUCUAUUGUUUAGAGAUGAAUCGGUGAAUCGAAAGCGAUCGGAAGGGGAGGAGGAGACGACGACUGAGGAGAAGUCAUCGGAGAUCGACGGCGGAUGCUCCGGAUCGGAGGCGGCGACCGCGUCGCACGGAAUGGUGUCGAUCAUCGGUCGUAGGAGGGAGAUGGAGGAUGUGGCGACGGCGGAAUUAGGUUUUCUGAAAAUAGGCGGUCGGAGCUACGAUUUCUUCGGCGUCUACGACGGCCAUGGCGGACGCCGCGUCGCGCACGAGUGCGGCGUGAUGCUGCACAAGGUGCUCGCCGGAGUUGUGGAGGAAGACGAAACUAGCGGCGGCGGCGGCGGCGGCGAAAUAGACUGGGAGAAGACGGUUACCGCCGGAUUUAAGAAGAUGGAUGAAGAGGUGAAUAAGAGCGGCGCGGCGGUGGCGACUAUGGGUACGACGGCGGUUGUGGCGGUGGUAGGCGAGACGGAGGUGGUAAUCGCCAACUGCGGCGACUCCAGAGCCGUCCUCUCCCGCGGCGGCGCCGCCGUACAAUUAUCCGACGACCACAAGCCUGACAGACCCGACGAAUUAGAGAGAAUCGAAAUCUCCGGCGGUAAGGUCAUCAACUGGAACGGCGAACGAGUCCUCGGCGUCCUGGCCACAUCCAGAUCCAUAGGAGACUAUUAUCUGAAGCCGUACGUGAUUCCAGAGCCGGAAGUAAGAGUAUUGGAACGAACAGACAAGGAUGAGUUUGUGAUAUUAGCAAGUGACGGAUUAUGGGAUGUGGUUUCGAAUGAUCUUGCAUGCCAGGUUGUUCGGCGGUGUUUGUUCGGCCAGAUACGGCGGAGGACGAGCAGGAGGAGGACCGCCGCCGCCGCCGGAGUGAGUAUCGCCACCAGCCCGGCGGCGGAGGCGGCCGCAGUGUUGGCGGAGCUAGCCAUGGGGCGGGGCAGCCGUGACAAUAUAAGUGUGGUUGUGGUAGGGCUGGAGAGCAAGUGUAGUGUAGUCCUAGUGAAUCAGGAAACUAAGGUAACGGACAAUUAAUUAAUUAAUUGGAAUUAUUAUUGUUAUUACCAUGGACGUGUUUGUAUUAUUACCAAGGUAAGGGUGUUUGUUGGUCUGUUUUAUUGCCAUGUGAAGAUCGAUAAUUUUUAAGAA
Andrographis paniculata is the source of this 1828-nucleotide messenger RNA. Its product is annotated as protein phosphatase 2C 51-like. Gene Ontology annotation, biological process: protein dephosphorylation. Gene Ontology annotation, molecular function: protein serine/threonine phosphatase activity; cation binding. The coding region runs from base 494 to 1714 and encodes 406 amino acids. The record is from RefSeq and is a predicted model, not a curated record. Gene Ontology annotation, cellular component: cytosol; nucleus. NCBI's taxonomy places the organism in Eukaryota, Viridiplantae, Streptophyta, Magnoliopsida, Lamiales, Acanthaceae. The transcript has 3 exons.